UGUAAGCCACUAUACCAGCCCAUCUAACGUUUUACAGUCGCAUUUAAGUGUCUUUUUAUUGAAAUAAUAAAAUAAACAUGUCGCUAACGAAUUAUUAUUCCAUGAUGGGUCUCCAGACCGAGGAGCCUUACGGUGCACAUUUCAUCCCGGGAGGCUUGCAGGGUUCGACGGCUGGCUGCGCAAAGCCAGGCCGGGGAGCAGAGGAGGAGGAGGGGACCCCCGGCUCACACAUCCCGGAUUUCUCUCAUUUUUCCAACAAACAGUCGAGUUUAAAUGGCUUUUCUCCUUGGACAAACACUUCCACUUCUUCUACGUCUUCUUCUCCGCAGCGGCAAUCCGCCCCCGGUGCGUCCAUCCCCGGCCUUUUUCAUCCACAUCACCUCCUGAGCCACCACCCCUACUACGGCCCGCAGACUCAGACACACGCCGAACACCUUGCAUCCGCGUCGGACAGCAGGUUUGUACGCUGCUGGGAAGGGGCGAGCCCCACCUCGGAGACCGCUCUGUCGCAAGUUUCGGCCACUUUCCCCGCGUGUCUCCCAGCACAGAGUGACCUCUCCAAUCCGAGCCCGAGGUAUGAGACAAUUAAGCCCGAGAGUUCACCCCCGUCACACGACAGUCCUGAAGAUUCCAGCUUCGCCAGUCCGGCGGAGGUGGUCCUGGAGCGGCUUGGGACUGUAGAGGAGCUGGGGAGGAAGCCUGAGCCAAAGAAAGAGGACGACGACAGAAAAACACAGCAGCAGCAGCAGCAGCUUGACCCGGAAAAUCCAUCAGCUAGCUGGAUCCAUGCCAAAUCGACCCGGAAAAAGAGAUGUCCUUACACCAAACACCAGACCCUGGAGCUGGAGAAGGAAUUCCUCUACAACAUGUAUCUGACCAGAGAUCGGCGCCUGGAGGUGGCAGGACUCUUAAAUCUGACAGAGAGACAGGUCAAAAUCUGGUUCCAAAACAGACGGAUGAAGAUGAAGAAGUUGAUGAUUCGGGAGAGGAGGAGUAUGAAUGAAUGAUGAAUUUAGAGGCUGGGGCUUUUGUUUUCUUCCUGUGAUAGGUGAAGAGGUGGUGGUGAUAAAAGAAACACAGUGCUCAGAGAUGGCCAACAUCUGUAACAUGAACUGGCAAGAUCAGCUGUGACUAAGCAAAGGAUUGUAGAGCUAACAUUGCUGCUUUUGAAAACUGCAGUGAUAAACUCUGCAGGGGAGACCGGGAUGUGCUGUAACACACACAUUAAUGUCUUAAAAAAAGUUAGGUAAUCUGUACUUUGGCGCAUAAUUCUUCCAUCUGCAUGUUUUAAAAAGAAAACAGCUCAUCUGAAACCCGGGGUAGUUGUAAAUAAUGAAGUGUUAACAUUUACAGGGAGGUCAAUAAACCCGAUCACAAACAUACCAGCUCAUAUCAAAGACUACUCAUUUUAAAACACAUCUGUUUUUAAUAUGGAUGCACAUCUCUCAUGUUCAGAAAUGGCAAU
This is a messenger RNA of Maylandia zebra (zebra mbuna), 1465 nucleotides long. Its product is annotated as homeobox protein Hox-D9b-like. NCBI's taxonomy places the organism in Eukaryota, Metazoa, Chordata, Actinopteri, Cichliformes, Cichlidae. The record is from RefSeq and is a predicted model, not a curated record. Gene Ontology annotation, cellular component: nucleus. Gene Ontology annotation, molecular function: DNA-binding transcription factor activity, RNA polymerase II-specific; RNA polymerase II cis-regulatory region sequence-specific DNA binding. Gene Ontology annotation, biological process: embryonic skeletal system morphogenesis; proximal/distal pattern formation; regulation of transcription by RNA polymerase II.